Amorphotheca resinae ATCC 22711 is the source of this 2229-nucleotide messenger RNA. RefSeq lists its product as hypothetical. Gene Ontology annotation, molecular function: carbohydrate:proton symporter activity. Gene Ontology annotation, cellular component: membrane. The record is from RefSeq and is a predicted model, not a curated record. Gene Ontology annotation, biological process: carbohydrate transport; transmembrane transport. The coding region runs from base 411 to 2039 and encodes 542 amino acids. NCBI's taxonomy places the organism in Eukaryota, Fungi, Ascomycota, Leotiomycetes, Helotiales, Amorphothecaceae. The transcript has 9 exons.
CUCCAACCCUGGGAACGAGAAAUCCGCCCUCCUCAUUGGAGACGCCGGGCUAUUCUUCGCCGCAGCUCCUGCCAGAUGGUUGCGGGGGCCGGUCAGGAGGUAUCGCGCGUGAAUCGUGAUCUUGCUCCCAGACCUGGGGCAGGAUCCCAGUCGACCUUACCCAUAGCUCGUCCGAGAGAGGUGAGGUAUCGGCCUUACUACGCGGGCCAUUGUACUAUGGAGGGAGGCACGACGCAGCGGCCCCAGUACGUACCGCAUAUAAUAUAAUCCCCAAGCAGCCCUCCCCGCAGUUGAUCUUCCUCCUCUCCUGCUCCUUGUCACUUAAAUCUUUGCACUCGCAGCGAGGCAUUCCCCAGCGCGCGACCCAAGAAAGCACAGCUGUGAAUCCACCGUUGCCAAUCCCCUCCAAGAUGUACGUGGUUGGCAAUGUCUAUGCCAUUGCGGCCGUCGCCGUCGUGGGAGGCGCCCUGUUCGGCUUCGAUAUCUCGUCCAUGAGCGCCAUCAUCUCUACAAAGGCGUACCUUUGCUACUUCAACCAGGGCCCUAACUACCUCGAGACUGAUGGCAAGUGCUCUGGACCAACCCCAACCGUGCAAGGUGGCAUCACCGCUUCCAUGCCUGGAGGUUCAUGGCUCGGUGCUCUGAUUUCCGGUUACCUCUCUGAUAUUCUGGGAAGGAAGAAGUCAAUCCAGAUUGGCUGUAUCAUCUGGUGUAUUGGCUCGAUCCUUGUCUGUGCAUCACACAAUAUUGGCAUGCUGAUCGUAGGACGCAUAAUUAACGGGCUUGCUGUUGGAAUCUGCUCUGCACAGGUUCCUGUAUACAUCACAGAGGUCGCACCACCAUCGAAGCGUGGAAGAUUGGUCGGCUGCCAACAAUGGGCAAUCACCUGGGGUAUUCUCAUUAUGUUCUACAUCAGUUAUGGAUGUUCCUACAUCGAUGGCACUGCAGCGUUCCGACUUCCCUGGGGUCUCCAAAUGCUCCCUGCCAUCUUUCUCCUAGGGGCAAUGACCUUCCUUCCGGAAUCUCCCCGGUGGCUUGCGAAACACGACCGCUGGGAGGAAGCUGUGAGUGUGCUUGCUCUGGUUCACGCCGGGGGCGAUGUCAACUCUCCUUUCGUUCACAAAGAGGUGGAAGAGAUUAGAGAAGUGGUUGAGUUCGAGCGAGCCAAUGCCGACGUGACCUAUUGGGAGCUCCUCAAACCCAAUAUGAUCAACCGUACUCAUAUUGGUGUUUUCUGCCAAAUCUGGUCUCAACUCACCGGAAUGAACGUGAUGAUGUAUUAUAUCACUUACAUCUUCACCAUGGCGGGCGUGGGCAGCAAUGUCCUCCUUCCCUCAUCCAUUCAGUUCGUCAUCAACGUGGUCAUGACAGUGCCAGCCUUGUUGUUUGUGGAUAGAUGGGGUCGCCGUCCUACCCUUCUGAUCGGUGCUGCCCUGAUGUUAACCUUCCUUGCCAUCAAUGCUGGCGUUCUCGCAGUCCACGGGAAAAAACCAUACCGGGGCCAAUUCGACAGUUCGGCAGAGUCUAUCUCGAUCACUGGCCCUCCUGCAAAGGCAGUCAUCGCGUGCACCUACCUCUUCGUGGCCUCUUACGCACCCACAUGGGGCCCAGUUUCCUGGAUUUACCCACCUGAGCUCUUCCCCCUGCGCGUUCGAGGUAAGGCCGUUGCACUGUGCACGUCCGCCAACUGGAUCUUCAACUUUGCACUCGCCUACUUCGUGCCACCGGCUUUUGCAAACAUCCGUUGGGAGGUUUAUGUGGUCUUCGCUGUCUUCUGCGCUAGCAUGUUCCUCCACGUCCUAUUCCUGUUCCCGGAAACUAGUCAAAAGAUUCUCGAAGAGGUGGAAGAGAUCUUCGACGACUCCACGCCUGGCAGCAUCAAGUACAUCGGGACCCCUGCUUGGAAGACACAUGUCGACAGGACUGUUGUGCGCCUGGAGAGAGGAGAGUUUGAUGCUGAGGAGAAAUUUGCGAUAAGAGCCAGUCAUGACAACAGGUCUCCAGAGAGAGUUGAGGAGGUUGCACCGAAGGUAGCUUAGGACUGAAUGAAGUAUGGAAUUUUGGCUUCGAGGGGAGUUGAACAAUCAACGAUACGGCUAUGUUCUGCCAGUAAUAGUGAGACACAAUUCGAUGCCUUUCUUUGUCUGCAUUUGCUGCAAAUCUCCAAUUGGCUCCAGUCUUGUCUCGUAUUCCAGAUUAUCAGUAGGACGGCGGCUCCAACCACAUCUU